GAAGAUGAUGCUAACAAUAGAGUCGGCAAUGCUAGUGCAUCUGAAAAUGGCCAGAGUUUAUGUGAAUCAAUAAUCUCUGACUCUAAACUCCUUACAACAACCACAUCAGCCCACGACGAUUCCAUAGAGGAAGAGCAUUCUCUGGUAGUAACUCCACCCCUUGCGACAGACAACACUCUUAUAGCAAAUGUGAGUGGAGAUGGAAAAGAUUCUGUAAAGCUGAAACAAAGUGACACUGAGUCAGAAUGGUUCAUUUCCAUAGACCAAGAGGACUUGCCUUUCCCAUGCCAAAAUCCAGAACAAUUGAACCAGCAGUACGAUUUCACUGAAGAGGCCUCCAUUCGCGAGGGCUACAGUAAAAAUCAAAGAUAUCACAGUGUGCAACCACACAAGUUGAAUUCUUCUUCCACACAUCCUUUGAGACCUCCAGCAAAGGUUGAAGUACAGCCGAUUUCAGAGCUAAGUGGCAGCAAAAGUCUUUACAAUAAUCAUUCCUUUGCUCACUCCACGAAGGCGCCUAAAAACUGGUAUCAAGCUGCUGUCAAUCCAAGCAGAAGAAGACGCAGCUCCCAAAUAGUUUAUAUUGAUAGCGAUGAGGACACCGAGGAUGUAGUAAAAAGUGUAAAGCAAAAGUUGGGUUCUGUUCAAAAGCAAGUUCCUCAACAUACAACUUCCUCUGUAACUUUCUCAGAUGGACAUAGAAAGAGUGGCAGUUCCUUUCUUGUCUCCAAAUCUUCCAAAGUCUUCGGGCCUGACGAGGAACAUUCUUUACCCAAUAAUUUAGCUUCCCAUAGAAGACGAAGUUGCGUAAAUGAGCAAAUUUGUACAAAGUCCAACCCAAAUAUGAAAUUGAUUCCUAUCUUGAAAAAGGACCCACUCUCUCCUAGAUUAAAGCAACAGGGAAGGAGUUUAGAUACUUUUCCUGUAAAAUCGAAAUCCUGUGAUAAUAUGGGUCAACAUGCCGACAAUUCUGUAUUCUAUGAGGAGGUGAGCGAAGAUAAAAAAAGCAGUUUUAGCAUUAUUCGAAACCACCAUGAAAGCAUCGUGUUUUCUAAUUCAAGCAUCUUGGAAGCCCAUCAAGAUGCCAGCUUUGCGGAACGGAGUAAAGGUACGAUAAAUAAAGAGGCGCAAUCUGUAGUCCAGACGUACAUACUAGCCAAUACUCAAACUUCAUAUCCUGUGAGUUUACCUAACGUAUUCGAUUCGCGAUCAAAAUCAGGCACAAGUCAAUCCACCCCUGUUAUAAUUAAUGUAGCCAAGCAGAACGCGCCUGUUCAGCUUAAUAAAAGGAUCCAUCGUCUAAGCCUACUUGCUAAUCGAAAGGAAAAUUUGGGCCCUGCUAAUUUCGAAAAAUAA
Protopolystoma xenopodis is the source of this 1356-nucleotide messenger RNA. The record is from the annotation of a GenBank genome assembly. Lineage: Eukaryota; Metazoa; Platyhelminthes; Monogenea; Polystomatidea; Polystomatidae.